CACAAUCUGUUCUCCGCCGUCGCAACGGACAUCGUCGAAGCAUGGGAUGCGGCUCGUCCCUCGGCAUUCAGUCCAAGGUAGCAGACAAGAACCACGCAGGUGACGACCGCGCGCAGCAACUAGACAACUCUCCCCUCACGGCCGAUGAAAUUCGGUCGCGGAUCGUAUGUUCCGAUAAGCCGGUCAAGUCGCAGUUGACCCCGUCCCUCUCCAUCGAGUAUGCCUUCGUCACCCAAAGAGGGUACUAUCCCGACGCGGUGGACAAGCCCAACCAGGACAGCUACACCAUCAUCCCCAACUUCGCCGGCGACCCGACCAAGAUCUUUUUCGGCAUCUUUGACGGCCACGGAGCCACGGGGGACCUCUGCUCGGUGUUUGCGAGGAAGGAAGUACCCGAUCGACUGCAAAAGCUCAUGGGGAAGGCCAAUGCUUCGGUUCCGUUCACCGAAAUCUACUCCAACUGUUUCACGGACACGAACGCCAAGGUAUGAAGCACACGAGCGGUGGACUGAGUAAAAUUGACUGAUCGGUGGCUACGACGACAUGUAUGUACAGCUGCACACGUCUCGCAUUGACGACAGUUUAAGCGGCACGACGGCAAUCACUUGCUUUAUGGACGGCAACAUCAUUCACAUUGCCAACGUCGGCGACUCGCGCGCUGUGAUUGCCAAGACGGACGCCGCGGGCAUCGUGGCGUCGCCCUUGUCUGUGGACCAGACCCCCUAUCGAACUGACGAGCGAGAUCGUGUCAAGCGAUACGGGGCGCGAGUCCUAACGAUGGAUCAACUGGAAGGGAUUACUCCCAUCCACGAGAACUGGGCCACGGCCGUGAACGAAGAGGUGGACGAGGACGGAGACCCCCCGCGUGUGUGGUCUCCGACGGGAAAUUUCCCCGGCACGGCGUUCACGCGGUCGAUCGGGGACGAGAUUGCCGAGAGCCUGGGGGUGUUUGCCACGCCAGAGAUUGCGAGUCUGCAGCUCACGUCCAACGACCGCUACGUAAUCAUUGCCAGCGAUGGCGUGUUUGAGUUCUUGACCAACCAGGCAGUGGUGGACAUCGUGAAGACAUACGACAACCCGCUGGAGGCGUGCGAAAAGGUCGUGGCCGAGUCGUAUCGGCUGUGGCUCCACUAUGAACUGCGCACGGACGACAUCACGAUCAUCUGCAUCUACUUGGAGCACGCCGUGGUGCCCGAGACGGCGGAAAGCACCCAGCGCCUCGCGAGCCAACAGGCUAACGAUCUGCUCACGACCAACAUCCUCAACACGCGCGUGACAGAACAGCGGCCCGUGCGUCGGGGCAUGUCCAAGCAAAAGCGCCGCGACCAGAUGAAGAAGGACAUGGCCAAGAUGGUCACGGACGAAGACCUGAACUACAACAUGAGCGACCACGUCGUGGCCAAAUCCAAGCUCGAGAUGGACAAAAUCCUCGAAAUCACGGCCGCCAACUGGCUGUUCAAGCAGCUCAACGCCCAGCAGCGCACCGACGUGUACAAAGUCAUGAUCCGCGUCAACGUCAACGAGGGCGACGUGGUCAUCCGCCAAGGCGACCCCGGGGACCACUUUUAUUGCGUCCAAAGCGGCGAUUAUCAGGUGACAGUGAAGAGCGAAUCCACGACCGGUCAGCGCGAAGAUAUUGUACACAUGUACCGCGGAGACACGCACCCGUCGUUUGGGGAGCUGGCACUCAUGCACAACGCGCCGCGAUCGUCGUCGGUGGUGGCGCUGACCAAGGGCGUGCUGUGGGCCAUCGACUGCCGCGCCUUCCGCCUCGUGUUCAUGAAGUCCCCGACAAACGUGAUUGUACAGACGCUCAAGAAAGUGGACGUGCUCAAGAGCCUCACGACGUCACAGCUUGAGCGGCUGGCAACCAAGCUGACAGAGAUUACGUUUGAAGAUGGUGACUACAUUUUGAACCAGGGCACGAUCGGCGACACUUUCUACGUGAUCAAGGAAGGCGCGUGUAUCUGCACGAUGUGGGACACAGCUCCGGGCGAGGGCGAGCGCCGCAGCCGCGAGGUGCUGCGCCUUCGCCAGCAUCAGUACUUUGGUGAGCGCGCCUUGUUCAACGACGCGCCUCGAGCCGCCAACGUAAUUUCCGUCGGGCGCACCAAGUUGCUUCAGAUUGGCCGGCAGACGUUUGAAGAGAUCCUGGGCCCGCUGCAGCAGAUCAUCGACAACGACCGCGCCCAGCGAGAGGCCAAGCACCUGUUCCAGUCGGCCGUGUCCAACCUGCGCGACUCCACGGCCAUCGCCAUCGCGGCGGCUGCGGGGACGCAGGACCGAUCCACGCUCAAGGACGACGUGCUUCGUGGCGCCGUGGUGCCCAAGUAUGUGACCCAGUCCACCGAAGUGGGGCUACUUGUCACGUACGAGACAUUCAGCCACGUGCCUCUGACCGUGCGCACGAUCUCCAAGAAAUCGACCAAGUCGUUCAACAAAAUGGAGGAAGUCAUGCGCGAAGUCCACUUGCACAAGAACUUGCGCACCAACUGCCGCGUGGCGUCCGUGCCGCCGCUUCUGGGCACAUGGACCGACGCCAACGGGCUGUACAUGGCGUUUGAAACCAACCUCGUGUGCGACUUUGCCACCCUCAUGACAGACCACGACGCCAAGCUGCCCGAGGAGGCUGUCCGCCAGUACGCCGCCCAGCUGCUCGUGGGGCUCGAGUCCCUGCACGACGCCGGCUACGUGUAUCGCAAUAUGAACCCUGAAAAUCUCGUGCUCGAUACGUUCGGGUACCUGCAGCUUCACGACUUUCGGUACGUUGUCGCAUUGUUUUUUGUGUUGUGGACUUAUGGGGGAAAAACCCUGCCAUCGUAGGUACGCCAAAUGCAUUGACGACACUCGCACGUACACGCUGUGCGGCACGGCCGAGUACACGGCCCCAGAGAUGGUGUCGGCCCAAGGCCACAGCUUCGGCGUGGAUAUCUGGGGCCUCGGCAUCCUCAUCUACGAAAUGCUAUUCGGAGUCACUCCGUUUGCGUGUGACGACCUCGAAAACGACAAGGACGUGGUGCUGGCUGUGUACUCUAAAAUCUCGCGCUAUGACAAGAAGGAUCUGGUCAUGCCCGACCACGAGCGAUCGCGGGAAGUGACCGACUUGUUGACGCAACUGCUGCACCAUUCACCCGACGAUCGGCUGGGGUGCCAGGGCGUCGUGGACAUCACCACAGGCGGGUCGGUCAUCCGAAGUCACCCGUGGUUUGCGUCGGUGGAUUGGAUCAAGGUCGCGGCGGGGGUGCAGGCGGCGCCCCAUGUGGUCGAGAUCACAACCAAAGCCAAGCAGCUCGAAGUGCAGGCCACGCCGUGCAUCCUCGCCGAGUACAGCGACUCGAAUGUGUGGUUCGACGGCUUUUAAUAUAUUUCCGGCUAAUGUUACACUAAUACACAACUCAUUUUAACUUUGUUGAAUGAGCGUG
Aphanomyces astaci is the source of this 3422-nucleotide messenger RNA. Its product is annotated as AGC protein kinase, variant 6. Gene Ontology annotation, biological process: signal transduction; peptidyl-serine phosphorylation. The transcript is spliced from 5 exons. Gene Ontology annotation, cellular component: cAMP-dependent protein kinase complex. The record is from RefSeq and is a predicted model, not a curated record. NCBI's taxonomy places the organism in Eukaryota, Oomycota, Saprolegniomycetes, Saprolegniales, Verrucalvaceae. Bases 544 to 2823 code for a protein of 759 amino acids. Gene Ontology annotation, molecular function: ATP binding; cAMP-dependent protein kinase activity; cation binding.